AUGUCCGAUAAAGAAGAAGACGUAAAUGAAGAUGGGGUCAAUGAAGGCUCUCUAAAAGAGGUUGAAAAUGGCAGUAUGCAAUCUAUUAAAGAACAUGAUACAACUGGAAGUGCUUCACAUCAAAUGCUGGAAGAAAAUCAGCAUGAAGCCACUGACGUUAAUGAAAAUGAAACUAUCCCACAAACAUUGGAAAUGUCAGAAAUACCUUCCAGCAGUUUGCCCAAGGAAAAGGCAAGUGAAUUCCAGGAGACUGAAACUGAGAAAGAAGCAAAAAGCUCUAUGGAUCUUGUACAAGAUGAAGAAAAUGAAAAAUGCAAUUUAGAUUCUUCAGAGAAACUAGAAACAUUGAAAAAAGUUCCAGUAGAUUGGACUGUUGAUACAAAACACAUCGAACUUCUGGCAUAUCUAUAUGCUGAAGGAUUAGCUGAAAUCCCCCAAGAUUUUCUUGAAGUUCAAGCUAAAAAAAGUUUAUUACACUCCGUAGAAAAUGCUUCGGUGUGUCAAAUGCUAAUCAGAGAAUCACCAUCUGAAAUGAUGUUUGAUGACUUUGCAGUUCAAUUACAUACAAGAGGGCUCAUAGAAGUUCCUUCAGCGAUUUUUGACACAAAGAAGUUGAAGUUUUUGAAUUUAAACAAUAAUGAAAUAAAGAUCCUACCAAAAGAAAUUAGGUUGUUGAAAAACCUGGAAAUACUAUCUAUGGAAGGAAAUCAGUUAGCUUCAUUACCUCCUGAAAUUUGUCUUCUUAAAAAACUUAGGACUUUGAAUGUCAGUCAUAAUCAAAUAUCAUCAUUCCCACAAAAUUUUUCUGAACUAUCAAGACUCAGAUGUCUUUUGCUCAGUUAUAACAACAUUGAAAAAAUCAACUUUGCGUUAGAAAAACUUGAAAGGCUAGAAAUGUUAGAUCUCAGUGGAAAUAAUGUGACCCCCCCAGACUCUAUAUCUACCAUGAACAAAUUAAAUACACUCUUAUUACAUUUCUGUAGCAUUUCAGUAUUCCCAAAGAUGGUCUGUUACAUUCCAAAUCUAAAUAAGCUUAUUUUGUCAGGAAAUCAGAUCCAAAGUUUACCAAAAGAAGUCAAAGAACUUAAAGGUUUAAAAGAGUGUUCAUUAAGUAACAACAAGCUUACAUUUUUGCCUGUGCAGCUUUUUCAGUUGGUACAUAUUGAAAAACUGAAGCUGGAUGACAACCAGUUAGAAAGUCUUUCAGAUAAAGUGAAAAACCUUGAAAAGCUUUGUGAUCUUAAUCUUUCUAAAAAUCUGUUAAAAAUAAUUCCUGACAGUCUUUGCAACUGUACCAUGAUAGAACGCCUCAACCUUAAUGACAACCAGUUAAGAGAGAUUCCUUCCACUCUAUACAGAUUAAAAUAUCUAAGAGAAUUGUACCUAAGUAGAAACCAACUGAUCGUGUUAGAUGAAAAAAUAGCAUACAUUAAGAAACUCUUAAUUUUAGAAAUAUCAGGAAAUUCAUUAAUGUAUAUUCCUGUUGAAAUAAAAAGCUGUACUGAAAUUGUUAAAAUUGAUUUAAGUUAUAAUAAAUUGGCUGUGUUUCCACUUGGGCUGUGUGCACUAGCUGCUCUUAAACACUUAAAUCUCAGUGGAAAUUAUAUUUCAGAAAUAACUACUGACAUUUCAUUUAUUAAAAAUCUGCAGCAUCUAGAUUUUAGUAAGAACAAAUUGUCAUCAUUUUCCAUACAUCUUUGUACUCUUUCUAGACUGAGCUAUUUAGACCUAAGUAACAAUGAAAUAAGCACUGUUCCCACAAAUGUGUAUCAAAUGCAAUGUCUUCAGGUUCUGCUAUUAUACAAUAACAAAUUUACUUUGUUUCCCAGAGAAUUAUGUGUUCUAAGUCAUCUAACAGUUCUUGAUCUUUCUGAAAACAAAAUACAGUUCAUUCCUGACGAUAUCAAGGAACUAUCAAAGCUAAAAGUCUUAAAUCUAUCAGACAACAAGUUUGCAUCAUUUCCAAAUGAAAUAUGCCAACUUUUAUCAUUGCAGAAGUUAACUCUAAGUCAGAAAAAUGGAUUACGGUUAAAAUCAUUGACAGAAGAUAUAUCAAAGCUGACAUCUCUUAAAGAGCUGGAUAUUUCUCACAAUGAAUUACAAGAAAUACCAGAAAGUAUAGGGAAUAUACAGGGCUUGGUCUCUUUAAUAGCAAACAACAAUUGUUUAACAAAGCUUCCCUCAAGGUUUUCGUCACUCCAUAAUUUGUCGCAUUUCAAUCUGAGAGAAAAUAAGCUUAUAUACUUGCCUAGUGAUAUGCACCUUCUUCUGCAACUAAAGGAUAUAGAUUUCGAUGAAAAUAUUCUCAUCAGACCUCCUCUGGAAAUCUGUAAAGGGAAACAACUGCUUCCCAUCAUACAUUACUUAGAAAAUGCUGAUCAAAGAGAUGAAAAAGUCCUGGAGAAAAUAUUGAAAACCAUUAGUAAAAAUAUUCCUCUUGAACAUUUGGAUCAUUUUUGCCGAAAAAUGCAACUUGACAAUGAUACAAUUGUAAAUAUUGAAAAUAAGAGAUCUUUUACAUUAGAAGAAAAAGUUGCUGAGGCCUUGAACUCCUGGAAAACAGCAAAUCAAAAUUUAUCUCCAACUGCUAUGGUAGACCAGUUGAUUAGAAUAUUGAUUCUAUCUGGCCUCUAUCAUCUGUCCAACAAAAUCAAAGCUUUAAAGCUGUAUUCAAGACUGGUAAAGUUUUGAAAAACUCUGUAUUUCCAAUUCCAACUGCUUGGGCGUAUCUUGAAACUAAAUACAUUUAUCAACAUUCAGUACCUUGUUGAUUUAGUGUGCUGAAUUAAUUGCACUCUUCAUGGGGUUGCCCUUGAUCAUUGGAAGCUACAACUUGUCCACAGUAGGUAUUGCGGCUGUGCUUCAGUAACACUACUAUGACUUGAACUGUAUUGGUUUCAGGCAAUGCCAGACGUUGUUAUAUAUAAAGCUCUACAUAGUUUAUCUGGAUUAUUUUGGAAAGUGUUUCCUACUGCAUCUGUCCAUCCAGUAAGAAAUAUGGUUUAGGUCCAAUCUAGGGAGCAGUGUCUUUGCAUGGGAAUGAGGAGGUAUGUUCUUAGUUCUCUGCAUUCUCUUGAAACAAGAUGCCAUCUUGGAUUCAAAAGCACAGCCUGCGUUCAAAAAAGUACUUAAAACCUGGCUACAACAGCUGGAGUAUCCCCACUGGCCUGCCCUUAGAUUGAAUUAUUUACCCCACUUUGACCAUUGGAAAUGUUUUAACUGUUUGUUUUAACCUUUGUUAGCCCUUCCGUUUUAUAUAACUGGGUGAAGGGAAUAAAAGUUGAAAUUAUAAAUAAAAAUAACCAUUAUUUAAGUUUAAAAAUGGAUUUUAAAGAGAAUUGCAAAAUUAUUGUGAAAUACUGUACUUAAUACACAUAUAGCAUAAAAUUACAUUCAGUACAUUUAGUGCUUGGAUCUGAACACAACUUUUAAGCCCAAUGUAAAUUUACAGCCCUAUCUCCAAAAAUUACAAUCUCACAUAUAUGAUUUGAUUUGCAUUUAUAGCCUGACAUAAUAACAUUAUGAUAUAUGCCUAGAUUAUGACCAGUACAUAAUUUCCACACACACCCAAGUUUUUUAUUUUAUAUUUAUAUAUAUCAAUGUGUGAAUAGUGUGGUACCUGGGUAUCAUACGUUUUGAUACAAAUAGACAUAAUAUUAUUACUCAUAGUUAUUACAUUUCAUUUUCAUCAUUUCGUAUUGUUUAAACAAUAUGACCUCAACCUACCUCUUAUUAAGUGGACAAUAAAUAAAUAUCCAACUGAACCCAUCCAUACAAUCCUAUACAAUGCUGUUACUAAUCUAAGUCUAGACCAACUAGUAACUAACAACACAAGACUCAACAACUGCCUCAACUUCAUCUUCUGCAACAAUUUAGACUCAAUUUAUGGACUACAAAUAAAAGAACCCUUUUCCAACAGUGACCACAGCAUGAUUGACUUUUGUCCCAAUAUACGCCGUUACAAAAAUCACCAUAAUAAUGUGAUACCCAACUACAACUUCAAAAAAGUCAACUAUAAUCUCAUAGACACAGACCUCUCAUCUCUUGAUUGGCAAAUUCUAUUCUCUGGCUGUAACACUGCCAAAGACCAUUGUAAUAUUUUCUUGCUCAAAAGCAAUAGAGUUAUUAAACUGUAUGUACCACUAAUCACCACCAAAACCAGGAAAAACCAAUUACCCAUAUCAUUAACAAAGCUUCAAUCCCAAAAAAAAUCCCUCUGGUGGAAAAACAAAACUGGCUAAGUAGCUAACUUCAAAAGCUGCUACAAAAAUAUAUGCCACCAAAUAAAGACUGAAUGCACCAAUUACCACAUCAAACAAGAAGAAAAUCUUCUGUGCACAAAAUCCAAUCAUGCCUUCUAUAAUUUAAUUUUGUAAACAACAAACUUAAAAGACUUGAGAUCCAUCCCACCUCUAAAAGGACCUAACAGUAAAGAAUGCAAUGAUGAAGCAGUUAAAGCAAACUUCUUUAACACAUUCUUCGGCUCAGUCUUUGUCAUGCCCAAAAUUCCCUAGUCGUACCAUUAAUAACUACGAUGAUCUAACACAAAUAGAUUUCACAGAAGAUAAUGUUGAAAAGGCACUACGCAGACAAAAACCAUCUCUGUCGGACCUGAUGGACUAUGUGCCUACUUCUUAAAAAAGCUUUCCACUGCUAUAGUUGAAUACCUAAGCAUAAACUUUGAAAAAUCUUUCAGGACCAGCUUCCUACCCAACCUAUGAUCACUAGCCAUGGUCAUCUCUAUCUUCAAAAAGGGAAACCCCAGCCUAGUUGAAAAUUACAGACCAAUCUGUCAGCCUCCGCAUGUUUCCUUUAUUGUUUUAUUACUUAGUUUUAUUAAUGUUUGUCAUCUUAGUGGUAUAUUGCGCGAGCUCAAGACCUUCUUUUUUCACUAAGCGGGGCUGGCCUGAUUGAUUUUAAUAUUGUGGGUUUUUAGUGGGCUUUUAAAUAGGGGUUUUAUUCUAUUUUUGUAAUUUUCUUAAUUAAUAUUUUUAACCUACAGCGAUGGAAUUAGAUUUUUAAACUGGAUAUUGUAUUUUAAAUUUUUGGAUUAUUGGUGUUUUAUCUGCUGCACACUGCCCUGAGUCUUCGGAGAAGGGUGGUAUAAAAAUUUGAAAAAUAAAUAAAUAAAUAAAUAAAUAAAUAAAUUUAGUGUUAAGUAUUGAAAAUGGAGUAAUGUUCCUUUAAGGCUGUUCUGGCUGCCAUAAGGGGAAGGGAGGAGAGUAAUAAUGAAACGAAACUCAUGGAUUCAAAUUCAAGAAGGGGCACAUACCAACGGCCUGUGCAGAACAGAUAAGCGAAAGCCAUCGGAAGAAGAAUACCACAUGAUGCCUGAGGAGAAGCAGUUUGCCCAGGCUGCCUGACCUUUGGAGGGAGGAGGGAAACCUGAGGGUUAUGUAUGUGUAAGACACUCCUACUAUUCAGAACUUGCUUUACUUCCAUGCAAUCAAUUCAUUCUCAGUAAACGAUACCUUUCUCUACAAAUCAUGGAGUCGGGGUUUUUCUUUCUUGAGUUUUGAAACUCAAAGUUUUCAAACUUUAUGCUGUGUCACCUGCAAAGUCAUGGAAUCAAUCAUUAACCAAUCCAUUAUCCUCCACUUAAAAACAAACAACUUACUCUCUAACAAACAAUUUGGUUUCAAAAAAAAUAUAUAUCCUGCAAUCUACAACUUCUACACUGCAAAAACAUAUGGACUACAAAUCUCAAUCAGGUCAAAGCAAUAGAUGCAAUUUACAUAGACUUCUGUAAAGUCUUUGAUUCAGUGGUACGUGACAAACUACUUCUAAAACUAAAAUCCUAUGGCAUCUCCGGACCCUUAAAUAAUUGGAUAGCCACAUUCCUGUCAAACAGAUGACAAGUGGUCAAAAUAGGGAACACCCUAUCAAAUCCUGCACCUGUUAAUAGUGGUGUCCCCCAAGGCAGUGUUCUAGGACCAACACUCUUAAAUAACCUUUGUGAUCAUAUUAUAAGUAACUGCGUUCUCUUCACCGAUGAUGUAAAAUUAUUUGACGCCAUCAACAAUGCCGCUACCCUUCAAAAAGACCUUCAUUUUAUGUUGGAAUGGUCAAACAAUUGACAAUUCCAAAUAUCAACCAACAAAUGUUCUGUCUUACACACUGGCAAAAAGAAUCAGCACAAAAUACAAGCUGAGUGGCCACGACCUUGUAGAUGACCCUCACUUUGUCAAGGGCCUUGGAGUAGUCAUAUCUAAUGAUCUAAGUGCCAAAGUCCAGUGUAACAACUUCACCAAAAAGGCAUUAAUAGUUGUAAACCUAAUCUUACAUAGCUUCUUCUGUGGUAAUAUCACACUACUAACCAGAGCAUACAAAACAUUUCCUAGACCAAUUCUCGAAUACAGUUCAUUUGUCUGGAAUCCGCACUGCUUAUCAGACAUUAAUACAAUUGAGCAUAUUCAGAAAUAUUAUCCCCCGCUCCUCUUCUCACAACAAAAUACCUUAUGCCACCAGACUUGAAUUUCUGGGCUUAGACAAUUUAGAACUGUGCUGCCUUUGGUAUUACCUAAGUAUAGCUCAUAAAAUUAUCUGCCACAAUGUCCUAUGACUAAUUCCGCUUCAACCACAACAAACACACAAUAGAUACAAACUUAAAGUGAACCACUCCAAAUUCGAUUGCAGAAAAUAUGACCUCAACGACAGAGUGGUCAAUGCCUGGAAUGUAGUACCUGAUUCUGUGCUUUCAUCCCCAAACCCCCAAAAUUUUAAUCUAAGACUGUCUACUCUUGACCUCACCCCAAUCCUAAGAGGUCUUUAAGGGGUGUGCAUAAGAGCACCAGCGUGCCUACCGUCCCUGUCCUAAUAUUCCCUUUAUUUAUAUUCAUUUUAUGCAUUCAAUUCAUUUUUAUACCUAUAUAUAUAUUAAGUAAUAUGUACUUGACAAAUCAAAUAAAUAAAUAAAUAAAAUACUUAAUACUAUUGCCCUUCAAUUUCUAAACCUCCG
Molecule: messenger RNA, 6958 nt
Organism: Ahaetulla prasina
Lineage: Eukaryota; Metazoa; Chordata; Lepidosauria; Squamata; Colubridae
Gene: LRRD1
Product: leucine rich repeats and death domain containing 1
Exons: 5
Coding region: 1-2691 (896 amino acids)
Molecular function (GO): protein binding
Source: RefSeq, a predicted model, not a curated record